AUGUGGAACUGCUGCAUGAGAAACAACCAAAUAUCAACACAAGAUGAGAAUGGAGAAAGUAAGAAAGUUGAGCAUAUAAAGACAUCUUCAUGGUCCAAAACGGCAAAGCGAGAAGACAACAUGAAGAAGAAGGUAAGGUUCAAAGUACAAGAUAAUAAAGGUGGUAAAGGUAGACUUGGUAUUAAUUCUACAAAUGUUCCUGUGAGGAUUAGACUUAUGGUGACUAAGGAAGAGUUGAAAAUGAUGUUGAGCAAUAAGAAUGAGAAUGAUGCACAACACACUUCAUUGGAGCAAUUACUAAGAGAUAUGAUGCUGAGAGAAAAAAGCGUGCUUGAGAUUGAAGAAAAUGGAGGGAGCAUAAAUUCUUGGAGGCCUGCUUUAGAAAGCGUUCCUGAGGAUCGCUCUAUGAAGUAG
Molecule: messenger RNA, 414 nt
Organism: Abrus precatorius (Indian licorice)
Lineage: Eukaryota; Viridiplantae; Streptophyta; Magnoliopsida; Fabales; Fabaceae
Exons: 1
Coding region: 1-414 (137 amino acids)
Source: RefSeq, a predicted model, not a curated record